Molecule: messenger RNA, 1478 nt
Organism: Durio zibethinus
Lineage: Eukaryota; Viridiplantae; Streptophyta; Magnoliopsida; Malvales; Malvaceae
Product: S-adenosyl-L-methionine-dependent methyltransferases superfamily protein
Biological process (GO): snRNA modification
Molecular function (GO): O-methyltransferase activity; RNA methyltransferase activity; snRNA binding
Source: RefSeq, a predicted model, not a curated record
UCACUUUUAGAACCUGAAAAACUUCUGCGGCACGUCCGGUUGCUGCUCUGCUCCUGUAUAAAAUCAUUUAAACCCUAUAAGCUCAUCCCCUAAAACCCAUAAAUUUUCUUUUGAAAAAAAAGAUUAGCAAAAAUUUUAAAGACGCCGUUGUGUUCUUUCCUAGCUUCUCCUUCUAUACAAAGGGAAGCUAUGGCCGAAGAAAACGAAAACAAACGCAAAAAAAUGGAGAAACCGCAAAAGAAGAAACAGAAACGUGAGAGUGAGAAAGAAGAAGAGCAAGAAAGCAAAGAAGCAGAAGCCAAAAGCGGUGUCCAAACCCAAGUGAAGAACAACUCAAACAAGAAACGCAAACAAGUUUUUCCUUUCGGCAAUUACAAACACUAUUACGGCUACCGUAUUGGACCAGGCCGUGAAGUAGAAGAAGAUCCUCGGAUUAAGGUAUUGAAGAAGGAGUGGUUCGAAGGGAAGGAUUGUCUGGAUAUCGGCUGUAACAGUGGCGUUGUUACAAUCCAGAUUGCAAAAAAUUUUAAGUGCAAGAGCAUCCUUGGACUUGACAUUGAUUCUGGUCUAAUUGAGGAUGCAUUCUGGUGCCUUAGAAAAUUUGUGAAAAUGGAGUCUGCUCAGAAGAAGCAAGCAAGUGAUUCCAAUGCAAAAGCUGUACAAGAAGUAAACAGGUCAGAGCAGUGUAGUACAUUGUCAAGUGAAGGCACAAGCAAAAGUUCAAGCCAUCAUUCUUCUGAAGAAAGAGAUCUAUCUGAUAUAGUUUCUUUUCGACGGGAAAAUUUUGUGCAGAGUCAUCGUCCACUUGAUAAGUAUUAUGAUACAAUUCUUUGUUUGAGUGUGACAAAAUGGAUUCACCUGAACUGGGGUGAUGAUGGAUUGAUUACUUUAUUUACAAAGAUUUGGAGACUUCUCCAUCCGUUGUCUGAACUGCAUAUGAUCAUGAGCAGGGUGGCAUUUUUGUAUUGGAACCUCAACCUUGGGAAUCAUAUGAAAAGAACCGUAAAGUCUCUGAGACAACAGCAAGUAAUUAUCAUAGUAUUAUGUUCCGACCUGAGCAUUUUCAGGAAAUUCUUCUAGAUAAGAUUGGAUUCAGAAAGGUAGAAGAUGUCACUUCAGGGUUGUCGGGCACUAGAACUGGUUUCGAUAGACCAAUUUUUGCAUUCUACAAAUGACUUGAGACGACUAAAGGCUUCAUCAAGGACUUUACUACCUGGAAACAGAGUGGAUUUACAAUGGAAUGGGGGCAAUCGACAGCUGCCUCCCACUGAAAUUCUGUAAUUUUUUGUAAUAUUGUGUAAUCACCACAAGUUUGAAUUUCGCUGUCACUGAAAUCUAAUACGUACCAUAAUUUAAUAUUUGAUGUGUUGCUGUUACACAACUUCGCCCAUUUCUAUGUUUAAAGUGAUCAAACACUCGUCUGAAAGCCUAUCCAUGUUCGGGUUCGAAAAAAUUUAAACAUGUAAUAUAUUCUUUAG